This is a messenger RNA of Hevea brasiliensis (rubber tree), 661 nucleotides long. RefSeq lists its product as uncharacterized. Lineage: Eukaryota; Viridiplantae; Streptophyta; Magnoliopsida; Malpighiales; Euphorbiaceae. The record is from RefSeq and is a predicted model, not a curated record. The annotation marks the transcript as partial. The transcript has a single exon.
UGCGCAAAAUCAAAUGGAAAUUCUUUUGUAUCUCAAUGGUUUUUGAACCUGUCAGUUUUGUUAUCAACAUUUUGUUUGUCAUUCUUUAAAAAACUUUAUUUCCUUUUGCAGGUCACAGAGGUUCGAGAUUUUGCGGGUCAGGAAAUUGAAGUUAAGAAGCUUGUUGAUGCAGAGUCAAAAAAGGCUGCUGAAAAGGCCAGAGCUCCUGCACCUUCUGCAGUGGAUGCUGUUCUACAACAAAUUAAGAAGAAACCUACGCUCAAUGUGCUUGACAAGUCGAAAAAGGAUUGGGGAGAAUUUAAGGAAGAGACUAAGGGGCUAGAAGAGGAGUUGGAUGCUUAUAAGAAGAGCUCAAACCAGUAUCUGGACAAGGUGUCCUUCUUGCAACGAGCUGAUUACCGAGAAUUUGAGAGGGAGAGAGAUGCUCGACUAGCUGUACAGGCCAGGAGGAGAACGGAUAUGCGAGAGGAUGAUUUCUAAUUUCAUAAAUUUUUUAUUUUGCUCAGCUAUCGUGAGCAAGUGGAAAUCAGGGGAUUAACCUGGAAUUUUCUUACUCUGUGGUGUGAAGGCUUUUGUCCUCAUGGGGGACCAUUUGUUGAUUAGCUGUAAUGAAUUGGUGAUGCUGUUGAAGUCAGAAAUGGUAUGGGAAAUUACUGUGAAA